Cantharellus anzutake is the source of this 1598-nucleotide messenger RNA. RefSeq names its product WD40-repeat-containing domain protein. NCBI's taxonomy places the organism in Eukaryota, Fungi, Basidiomycota, Agaricomycetes, Cantharellales, Hydnaceae. Gene Ontology annotation, molecular function: protein binding. The annotation marks the transcript as partial. The record is from RefSeq and is a predicted model, not a curated record. Gene Ontology annotation, biological process: rRNA processing. Gene Ontology annotation, cellular component: nucleus. The transcript is spliced from 9 exons.
CCAGAUCCAGAUGAAUCAAAUUCAGGCGAUAUGGAAGUUGAUGGCGCUGUCCAGAAAGGACCCAAUGACAUCUCUGAAUAUCAAUUGGAUACAUACGACGAUGAGGAGGGAGGGGUUGGUACGCGUGAGCCCUUCCAUCCACAACCAAUAAAAGGUCCAUUUUCCAAUAUGAAGUGGUUAUUGUCUCACGAUGGGACGACCCAUAUCGAGAUAUAUCCUACCGAUAACCUAAUUGUUGUCGCCAAAGUAGAGGCCGACGUCGCGCAAAUGGAAGUUUUUGUGUAUGACGAAUCGAAAGACAACCUAUAUGCCAUCACGAUUUCAUGCUCCCCUCUUUCCCACUAUACUGGUAAUUUCAUUGCUGUAGGAACAUUCGAACCAGAGAUUGAAAUAUGGUCGCUGGACACGAUGGAUGCCGUUUACCCGAUGCCACUCAGCAGCGCGGUCCAGUGGCGGCAAAGCCCAACAAGCGCAAAAAAGCAGGGAAAUCAAACGACAACGGUUAAACUCUGGGACUUGUCCGGAGGAUCCGGGAGUAGUGCCAUCAGGUCAUACAAUAUCCACCAGGAUAAGGUUCAAACAGUACAUUGGUGCCCUAACGAGUCAACUGUACUACUUACUGGAGGUCUUGAUCACACACUCAGGAUGUUUGAUACCAGAGCUCCGACAUCCGUGGUGGGUGUAAAAUUGAACGAGGAGAUUGAAGUUUUGCGGUGGGAUCCAUGGGAUCCAAGUGGAUUUUACGUAGCAUUGAAGGAUGGAAGCGUGCGGAAUUUUGAUGCACGCACACUGUCUGGAAAAAUGGAUUCCGCCCCUCGGUUCAAUAUUGCAGCACAUCAUGGAUCUGCCCUUGGAUUGGACGUCAAUCCCCACCUAAGAGGUUGCAUUGCCACGGGAGGACAUGACGAGAUCGUCAAAGUUUGGGACGUUAAAACCAAUGCGACAACACAGGAGUUAGAUGUCUCGAUGGUUGCUUCCAAAGAGCUUGGUGUCGGAAAGGCAUUCUCUGUAACUUGGUCACCAGACGAUCCCCUUACCCUGGCCGCGGGGGUAUGGGAUGUAAGCACGUCGAAGGACGCGUUCAGGACCUUCAAGUCGAAGUUGUACGAAGCAGGAAAAGAAAUCGAAUUGAGGAUAGGAAAAAGUGAAGUGAUUGGAGUUGACGAUGACGACGACGACGACGAGAACGAUGAUGAUGCCGAUCCAACGUCUGCAUUCGGCAUGUAAGACGAGUACAUAUACGGCAACUCAUUUCGCCAGAUCUUCAUCUUCAUACGACAUCUGCACAACCCCAUCCAUAAUUGAAUACCCGGUUUUCCCUACGCAGCCCCCGGUAUCCUAGGCAGCCUGAUCCUUGAUAAUAUAAGAAUGGAGCGCGGUGUGUGAGUUGGAGUGCAAGCCUUUUUCAGCUGUUGUUAUGACUCGUCACGUUUGACUCAAAUACUUGUGGAGUUGAUUCGCUCAUGUAUGGUGUGGAAUGACGAGGCAGUCGUUAGCGGUGGUGCGUGGUAAAUCACGACUGCGGUGUUAAGCUCGUCAGAACGCUCCCCCAGAUUCGGGAUGCAUGAAGGUCGAACACAGACGUAAAAGGCGCGGAU